AUGAUAAAAUUUCAACCGCAGCUAGCAUCUUUUCGGUCUUUAUUAUCCUCAUCCUACCAAAGAUACUAUUCAUCAUCUUCACAAAUCCAUGAUGUUUACAUAUAUAAUUCAAAAAUUAAAUCAUUGGAGAAAUUUGAACCUAAAUAUCCUGGAACGAUAUUUUGGUAUUCCUGUGGUCCAACAGUUUAUGAUAGUUCUCAUAUAGGUCAUGCUAGUACCUAUGUCACAUUUGAUAUUAUACAUCGAAUAUUAAAGCAUGUAUUCAAUUAUAAUAUUGUUCUUAUGAUGGGUAUAACCGAUAUUGACGAUAAAAUAAUAAACCGUAGUCAAAAAGAACAUGUUCACUAUUUAGAAAUAUCGAAAAAAUAUGAGCAAGAAUUUAUUGAUGAUAUGUCAAAACUUAAUGUUCAACCACCAACACUAUACGCACGUGUAUCGGAACAUAUACCAUUAAUAAUUAAUUUUAUACAAAAACUAAUUGAUGAUGGCUUUGCUUAUUCAUGUCCAUCAGGGUCAGUUUACUUUAAUAUGACUCGAUAUGGAGAAAAAAAUGAAUACAAUCAUCAUCGUAUGAAUGAACAAGGUGUAUCAUCAUUAGAAUCAGAUAUUAUUAAUGAAAAACGAAAUGCCCGCGAUUUUGCACUAUGGAAAGGACGAGACAAAACAGCUAACGAAUUGAAAUUUCAAUCACCAUGGGGUUUUGGAAGACCUGGCUGGCAUAUUGAAUGUUCUGCAAUGGUUAGCCGAACAUUUGGAUCUCAUCUUGAUAUACAUUCCGGUGGACUCGAUCUUGUUUUUCCUCAUCAUGCUAAUGAAAUACUUCAAUCAACAGCCUACCAUGGUAGUAAAACGUGGGUUAAUUAUUGGUUACAUGCGGGUUUAUUAAAUACGAAAUCUAUGGAUGAAAAAAUGUCGAAAUCAUUAAACAAUACAAUACUUAUUCGUGAUAUGCUUAAAACAUAUACAGCAACACAAUUUCGUUUAUUCUGUCUAAUGCAUGAUUAUCGAUCACCUAGAUCGUUUGAAUCAGCUGCUAUUCAACAAGCAUUAUUCGUGGAUAAAUUAUUUAAAGCAUUUUUUGAAACAAUUCAAGCUUGCCAAAAAGGUCUAGUUGAUAUAUCAACUUUAUCUGAAGCUGAAAUAAUUACAAAAAUCAGAAAUGCACAGGAAGAAAUUGUUGAUGUUUUAGCAAAUAAUUUUGAUACUCCAUCAGCUAUGACACGGCUACAAGAAUUAGUUCAUUGGAUUAAUUCACAUAUGAAUUAUGACACACCUACCACCAAUGAGAAUACAAUACAUAACAUUCCAACGUGUGCAUUAUUUCUAGCCGUUGAUUUUAUUCAAUCAUGGUUAAAUAUAUUUGGUAUAGAUAUUAGUUUAUCUGGUCACCAAAAUCAAAAUAGUUCAUCAGAUCGUAUUCUACUAGAAAAUGUGAUUGAAAAAAGUGUUCAAUUUCGUACUAAUAUACGUGAAAUAUGUCGUCGAUCACCAUCGGAUGAAGUAAAUCCCAAGAAAUUGUUACUCGAACAAUGCGAUGAUUAUCGUUCACAAAUGAAGUAUAUUGGUGUUGACAUAAAAGAUCGACAUCAAGCUUCAACAUGGUCCUUUAAGAAAUGA
Messenger RNA from Rotaria socialis, 1617 nucleotides. NCBI's taxonomy places the organism in Eukaryota, Metazoa, Rotifera, Eurotatoria, Philodinida, Philodinidae. The record is from the annotation of a GenBank genome assembly.